AUGAACAAUCUCCUGCAGAAUCACGGAGCAAAAUUCAUCUGCAAAGUUCCGGAUGGCCUACGAGAAUUAUGCACAGACAUUUCUCGCGAGGUUCUGCGCGCUCAACCAUUCCACAUAUAUAACUUCAUCGCGGAAUACGUUGAGGGUUUGCGAUUAACCCGGGAGAAUGCAAAAAUAGCUGUGAAAUUUGUUGACAGCAUUAUGGCGGAUAGCGAGGGCAUUGUUAAUCUUCUCAAUCGUUGUGGACUAGAUUUGAAGGAAAUUGCUGCUAUCGCACCGAAGCUCCAGGGAGCUUUUCGGGAUUAUGUCGACGCUACAGAUUGCACCUGUUCAAUCACUUCGGAUGUGUGUGUCGAGGAAGAUUGUAAUGAAGAGAACGAAUUGACUAUAACGAAAAUUGUGGAGAAUGCCGGGGUGACAUUGGAGGUCGCGGAGAGGGCGGCCGUGACAAUUCAGAGAGCCUUUCUUCAACAUUAUAAAAGAAUCACUCAAUGUGAAUUCACCAGUGAAGCGUCAUGGAAGACAGCAGUAAUGAAUACCAUUGAGAUUUUGCGAAAAUUCAGUCUAUCAGAACGAGCGGCUGUGAAAACCGCCCGAUCAAUAGAGUCGAAGUACCACGAGUACUACACAAGAAGAGAUGAAAUGAAGUCGUACGAUGCGGCAAAAAAUGAGGGGGAUGGCAAGAAGAAUGGAUUUCCACGGACCAAUGAAAGUAUUCAAGCUGUCGCUGGGUUGAAUAUGAUGUACGACUCCGGGAUUACUCGGGAGCAGGCCAAUCGAGCUGCAACAAUUAUUCAACGCAUUUUCCGUGAGUAUCGAUCACGCAAGAAUUCCAGCCUACAUCCCUCCACCUCAACGGGUAGUAUGGCUGCCAGAGAAAUUCUCGACAACUUGCAUCAGAGAAUCUUCGACAAAGUUAUAUCGGGCGAGGCAAUUCCCGGGGAGUUUGGCACGAUCCAGGAAAUCGCUAAGGCAACUGAAAAACUUUCAAACGCCUACGAAGAACGCCUCGAUGGCUCCAAAUUGUCCCUCGAUAAUGCAAAGAGUAGUGAGGAGGAAACGGUGGAAGAGGAUUUCAAAGCGGAUAACGAGCAUUUGCAUGACUGA
Molecule: messenger RNA, 1107 nt
Organism: Diachasma alloeum
Lineage: Eukaryota; Metazoa; Arthropoda; Insecta; Hymenoptera; Braconidae
Exons: 8
Coding region: 1-1107 (368 amino acids)
Molecular function (GO): protein binding
Source: RefSeq, a predicted model, not a curated record